UUCUGGGACCUUGUGGGCUGGGUGGCAGCACGGCAGUGUUUAGUUAGUGCAUGUCGUGCUCUUCGCAGCUACAGCUAUUUUUUCCUCUAAAAGUUGGCAAAAGACGAGCGAGAGACGAUAAAUAAUUUUUAUUUUUACUUUAAUAACCGUGAUCGAAAUGAAAUUCUAUUGUCGAAAAAUGUUGGAAAGUGUGUUUGUGUGAGAAAAUAGUGUAAACACAUUGCCAUCGACUAAACUAAAGGCAAAAAUUCCUUGAAAGUAUUUCCAAUUGGAAUUGUGCAAACAGGGUGUCUGUUUGCGUAUGUGUGUGCUAGUGCCUGUGACUGUGUAUGUGCCAUCCUUAAUUUUUUCGCACAUAUGUAUAUAUGUUCAUAUGUUUGUAUGUAGCUGAACAUUUUUCUCUAAUAUACCAACAAUCGUGAGAGACGAAGAGAGCAAGCAGCACGGCGCACAACCAAAGCCACAGCCACGGUACCCUUGCGAGAAAAGAAGAACAACACCCUUCCAAUUGGGAGUCAUCCACUGAGGGGGAGCAUUUUGUAACCACCGCAGCUGCAAGCACGCGGCGCUGCCGAUUACUCCUGCCACGAUCCAGAUUAUUAAAAAUAACAAACAUUCACAACAUCACAAACAAAGAGACAAAAGAAGAGCACUCACACGUGGAGCUGAAGCAAUCAGCGCAAUGUUUACGGGUAAAUUGCAAAUUAAGGUUUGCGAGGCAAGCGGCCUACGUCCAACAGAUUUUCAAAAGCGCCACAAUUUAACAUUUGGCAAAUUGGCCGAUGAGCAGCUCAUCGAUCCCUACGUGUCCAUAGAUGUCGACGAGAGUCAUUUUGAUCGCUCGACAACAAGACCAAAGACGUUUGAUCCUGUAUGGAACGAACAGUUCGUCCACGACGUGACCAAUGCGCGCAAUAUUAAUUUAACCGUUUUCCAUGAUGCCGCAUUGCCUCCAGAUGACUUUGUCGCCAACUGCAUUAUUCCGUUUGAGGAUCUCAUGCAGAGUGAGUCUGGAGUGCCAGAUUUAUGGAUUAACCUGGAACCACAGGGAAAAAUCCAUGUCAUCAUUGAGUUGAAGACCCGCAAUGGUAGGCAUGAGCAUUAUGAUCAAGCAAAGGCCGAUGCCGAGGUUGAGAAGACUGUGGCCGUUAACAAGGAGUUCAAAGAACGCGCCGGAUUCAAUCGACGUCGCGGUGCAAUGCGCCGUCGUGUACAUCAGGUUAAUGGACAUAAGUUUAUGGCAACAUUCUUGCGCCAGCCCACCUUCUGUUCACACUGUCGCGAGUUUAUUUGGGGAAUUGGUAAACAAGGCUAUCAAUGUCAAGUCUGCACCUUAGUUGUACAUAAAAAGUGCCAUCUGUCUGUGGUCUCCAAAUGUCCGGGAAUGCGGGAUGAGCAGCAGGCCAAGGUGGAAGUUGUGCCGGCCGGUCAGCGAUUCAACGUAAAUGUGCCGCAUCGGUUUGUGGUGCACAGUUACAAGCGGUUCACAUUUUGUGAUCACUGUGGCUCGUUGCUCUACGGACUGAUCAAGCAGGGCCUACAAUGCGAGACAUGUUACAUGAACGUCCACAAGCGGUGCCAAAAGAAUGUGGCAAACACAUGCGGCAUCAAUACCAAGCAAAUGGCCGAAAUUCUCAGCUCGCUGGGCAUCUCACCGGAUAAGCAGGGCCAGCAGCCGCGACGCUCCAAAUACUUGAGUCAACCGGGUGGCGAGGACAAUUAUGGUGCCUCAUUGGGCGGCGAGGGUGGUGAUAAUGCGGCAGGCGCCUCAUUUCGCAGUGGUAAUCUGUCGGGCGACAGUUUGGGCACCUCGACAAGCACGUUGACCAGUGGCUACAACAGCAGUAGCUGCAUGAGCCUAGCUGUAGGUGGCGGAGAUUCACGUCCCGGCAAGUGCUCGCUGCUGGACUUUAACUUUAUUAAGGUGCUGGGCAAGGGAUCGUUCGGCAAGGUGAUGUUGGCUGAAAAGAAGGGCACCGACGAGAUUUAUGCCAUCAAAGUGCUAAAGAAGGAUGCCAUCAUACAAGACGACGAUGUGGACUGCACAAUGACCGAGAAACGCAUCCUGGCAUUGGCUGCCAAUCAUCCGUUCCUCACGGCACUGCAUUCAUGUUUUCAGACACCAGAUCGUUUGUUCUUUGUCAUGGAGUACGUUAAUGGUGGUGAUCUAAUGUUUCAAAUACAAAAGGCGCGGCGUUUUGAGGCGGCACGUGCUGCAUUUUAUGCGGCUGAGGUAACGCUUGCCCUGCAGUUUCUGCACACCCAUGGGGUUAUCUAUCGCGAUCUGAAGCUGGACAACAUUCUGCUCGACCAGGAGGGUCACUGUAAGCUCGCCGACUUUGGCAUGUGUAAAGAGGGCAUCAUGAACGGCAUGCUGACCACGACAUUCUGCGGUACACCCGACUAUAUAGCACCCGAAAUUCUUAAAGAACAGGAGUAUGGCGCCUCCGUAGACUGGUGGGCGCUGGGCGUGCUCAUGUAUGAAAUGAUGGCUGGCCAGCCGCCAUUCGAGGCUGACAAUGAGGAUGAGCUUUUCGACUCGAUUAUGCACGAUGAUGUCCUCUAUCCGGUUUGGUUGUCCCGUGAAGCCGUGUCCAUAUUAAAAGGUUUUCUUACCAAGAAUCCUGAGCAACGUCUGGGUUGCACUGGCGAUGAGAAUGAAAUACGCAAGCAUGCAUUCUUUAAUAAACUGGACUGGAAGGAACUGGAGAAGCGAAACAUAAAGCCACCAUUCCGACCUAAAAUGAAAAAUCCACGUGAUGCCAACAAUUUCGAUGCGGAAUUCACCAAAGAGGAGCCAGUGCUAACACCCAUUGGUAAUGAUGUAAUACGUUGUAUCAAUCAGGACGAGUUCGCCGGAUUCUCAUUUGUUAAUCCCAAGUUUGGGCCAGAGCGCAAGGUGUUCUAAAAGUGAUGGAAACUAUUUGGAUGAGUGGACAUGCGCUUAACGUUGGCGAGGAAUUAACCAGCAAACUGAAUCAGUCGAAACUUAAAGCAAAGGGCCAUUUGUUGUCGGGUUUUUAAUUAGGUACAGACCUAUGCUAUCUCUUAGCCAAUUCCUAGCCCUAGCUUAUCUUUAGCACUUGAACUCUGCUUCCGUUGAUAAUUUUAUGAACGCUUUAUUGUUGUCUGUUUCCAGUUGUCGUCUUUAUCUUUAUUUUGUUUUAAGUUAUCUGUUGAAAUUUACAAAGCGUAGCUCUAAAAAAAUUAUAAAUCAUAACUAAAAUGCAAAUGGAAAAGAGAAGCUAAGAAUUGCAAGUUAUAGUGUAUACACAUGGGUAGAAAUGAUUCUAUAUCUAUUGCAAAACUUAAACACAUAUUCAGAGAAUGCGUAGAGAGUUCUACAUCGUCGUCAUUUGCGACCAGUGCCAAUAAACAACUUACUAUAAUUGUAUGCAUACACAAUCGCGCACACUACACACAUACAUACAAAUAGGAGUAAGAAAAAUUUAUUUAUACAUUUUCUGUUUCUAUCGCACUGUCUGUCCCCCCUUUAAAUCCUUUGCUUUUGCUAGUGUUAAUGCUCAAAGUCUCGAAGCAAGGCGCCACAAAACUAUCUUCUAAUAACAUUAUUGUAUUGAUUGCCAAAAUAAGUCCUGAUCUAGUCAAUGUUAUUGCAAUUGCUGCACCAUGCUAUUUGUUAUUAGUUUUUUAUUUAUAAAUGUGCUGAAUCUCAAUUUUCGCACUUAAAUGCAGAUAACAUCGCAACAGCGCUAUCCUAAUCAUAUAGCACUUGCUCCUACGCGAAUCUCAAGAUAAUGCCACAAUAGCCAAUAAAAUACGCAGUCUGUACACACACACACACACACAUACACAAACAAACACAUUCAAGAAAGUAUGAUAAAUAUUAGCCAAGUUAAUGCGUAUUCGAACUCUUGCACAAUUUCCUUCUCAAGUAUUAAAGCGAUAUUAUUUUAAAAUUAACUUAUUGUUAUACUUACAAACAUAAUAUUACUAAAACAAAAAAGCCAAAUAAAUACACGCACACCCACAUACAUACAGACACAAACUUUUGAGCUAAAUAAAUGCAGAAAUUUAAACAAUGAAACAAAGUGAAUGAAACUAAGCUUGGUCAUAAAAUGAGAACCAACUUGAAAGAAAACCAAAAUCAUUUCUAAAUUCAUUAACAUAUACAUUUUAUGACACACAAACAAAUUAUAAAUACAUUCAAAACAAAUUGUGUUUAGUCCGUAAGUUGGAGAAAGUGAAAAAUGUCAGUAAUUUAUAUAUAUAAAUAUAUGUAUUUUAUUAUGUAUACACAUAUGUAUAUGUACAUGAAUGAAUAAAUAGCAUAAAAAUCUAGCAUACUUAUGUGGAAUAUACAGUUAAAACUGUUGAACAAAGCAAGAACAAAUACAGAUAAAGUAUAUAAUGUAUGUAAUAAUACCAAUAUUAAAAAAUAUUAAUAAUAAAUAUAUAUGCGUUGAUUUUAAAACCAAAGACUCAAACAACAAAUACAGUUUGCAACAAACAAAAAGAAGGAACAACAUACAAACAAUAACAACAAACAGAAACCAUUGUAUUUGAUGUGCAAUGUGCAAUGUGCAAUCGAUAUUUGCUAGCCUUGAUUUAAUCAUUGAUUUGUACGCCAAUCAAGUUGAAUGUAUUGAUUCUUCUUUUUUUUUGUAUGUUUGUUUUAAUGUUGAUUUGAGAGCAACUAUAAAAUUGACUUUUUAAAAUGUACUACACAAUUCUUGUGCUGCAUUUACAGGAGCGCAAAAUGAUUGCCGAAUACUAAGUUUGAUAAAUUUGUAUGGAAAACCCGCUUAACAAAAGUGGCAGUAUAGAAAAAAUUACUAAUUUUAAGCAACAUUGUUAACUAAACAAAAGAAAAACAUAUAGAAACUUUGUACGUAAGGAUGACAAACCCAGUGUGUAAUUAUAAUAAUAAUAAUAAUAUUUACGAAAUAGCAAGCAUACCCAUUUAAAUGUUAACCUCAAGUAUUCUCAAAAGAGCAUUUUACUAAACCAAAAUGAAGACAGGACAAGGUCAAAUGCAAACCAUAUAUGAAAAAGAAAUGAUAUAUACAUAGAUACAAACAUGUACAUGUAAAAACAAAUACGACAAUGCCGUUAUUUACAUACGCAUCCAGCCAGCAUACAUACAUAUGUAUUUACAUUAGUUUAUAUCUAUGAAUCGCCUCGCUCGAGGAACAAGCAAACAAAAUACAAAAAUUGUUGGUUGUUACCGAACUUGAAAGCAGCUGCAUUGCAUUGUGAAAUAAGAUACAACAAAAACAUAUAAAUAUAUAUAUAUUUUAAAAAAAAAAAAACAAACAAACAAAACAAAAUGUAACGCGUAACCUGAAUAAAAACUAAAAGCAAGACGUACAUAAAUAGCUACAAACAAAAUGUUAGUUAUAAGACCAUUUAAAAUAUUUUCAAAAUAACCGCCGUCACGGCCAACUGUAGAGCAAAGUUGUCCUAAAUUGUAACGCAUUGUUUUGUCUGGCUAAUUAAUUACUGCAUUAAUAACAACAAAUACCACUGGGUGCACGUUCAACUUCACCGCGCUCAUUCUCCAACAAAUCUCUUAAUACUAUCUAUAUACAAGGCCGAUCGAUGUCUGAAUUGGCAGUGAACAAAUUCAGCAUCUCAAGGCCAAAAUCAGCUUUAAAAGUAUUGAAAUCAAUAAUUGGCAGCAGUGUCAUCUUAUGAAUUUGUCAGACUAACGUGUUUCAAUAUUUUGAAAUUGUACCCUAGUCGCUUCAGUAACUUCUAGAAGCUAAAGUGCGGGGAACUCUGUCUAAUCAAUUAAGAUACAAUGCAUAAACCUUUUACUUGCCACGCCUACAUAUACACCUUUCAUGUACCUUCUGCAAUUUAGAUUCUAUAAAUAGACAACAUUUAAAGUAUAAAAGAAAUGCAAAAUUUAAUCGUUAACUGAUGUAAGACAAACAAAAUCAGAAAAUAGAAACUACUCACUAAAAGAAUAUUGAAUAAAUGAAGAGAAAAGUAUUUAACACACACAAAAUUAUAUGGAGAUGAACAAAAGCAUAAAUAAUAUUUAAGUUAUGUUUAAAGAAUGGAUAAAUAAGCUACAAAGAAAAGUCAACAGUUGAUAUGUUGUAAAAAAAAUUAACUAAGGGAAGACAGUGAGUGUUAUUCAAGCAACAAAUAAAUGGUAAAGAAAGUAAGUAAGAGAUGAAGUGAGGAGAAGAGAUAACCAAAGAAAACAAAAUUACUAAAAUUGAUUUAUAAUUUUAAGUGAACAUUUAAUGAAGGAAAACUAAUUAAUAAAUAAAGAGGUAACACCUAUUAAAAAUGUA
Molecule: messenger RNA, 6269 nt
Organism: Drosophila innubila
Lineage: Eukaryota; Metazoa; Arthropoda; Insecta; Diptera; Drosophilidae
Gene: Pkc98E
Product: protein kinase C
Exons: 11
Coding region: 683-2908 (741 amino acids)
Biological process (GO): protein phosphorylation
Molecular function (GO): diacylglycerol-dependent serine/threonine kinase activity; ATP binding
Source: RefSeq, a predicted model, not a curated record